This is a messenger RNA of Ictalurus furcatus (blue catfish), 3591 nucleotides long. RefSeq names its product ankyrin repeat and BTB (POZ) domain containing 2a (gene abtb2a). Gene Ontology annotation, molecular function: protein heterodimerization activity. Bases 1 to 3036 code for a protein of 1011 amino acids. Lineage: Eukaryota; Metazoa; Chordata; Actinopteri; Siluriformes; Ictaluridae. The transcript is spliced from 17 exons. The record is from RefSeq and is a predicted model, not a curated record.
AUGGCCGCCUUAAGCAGUGUUAACCUGAAGACAUUGGAAGAUUUGACGUUGGAUUCGGGAUACGGCGCGGGAGACUCAUACCACUCCCUCAGCCUCUCAUCGUCCAAGUCCAACUCUCAGCUCAUCUCCACUGCUUACCGGGCAAACCGGUGCCGCCGCUCCGCCUCCACCAACAGCCGCAACGACAGCUGGGACUCCGUGAACACAGUACCGGAAGAACCGGAGGACAUCUUCUCCAGAUGCCCGCGAUUGCCAGACCUCGAAGAAUUCCCCUGGACGGACGACGAGGUGGAUUGCGUGCUGCGUAAAGUCUCUGGAGAGCGCGAGCCCUUAGCUUUUACGCGUGACAUUGUACGCUCUGUGUCCAAGCUGCUGCGCCGUCCGCUGUUGCGCGUGGCGCGCGAGGCGCAGAGACUGAGCGUGCUGCGCUGCAGGUGCACGCGGUACGAGGUGCAGAGCGCCGCGCGGCUCGUGCUCAGCUGGCCGCUCGCAGACGCAUGCGUCUCGGCCGCAGCGAGCGCCAUGUCCCUGUACAGCAUGAGUGCAGGAGAACUGCUGCGUAGGAGCAAGUCAUCGCGUUGUGGUCUCAUCCUAUCCGUCGGUCGCUUCUUCCGCUGGAUGGUGGACACUCGGGUGUCGGUGCGCGUCCACGAGCACGCGGCCAUCUGCCUGGCCGCGUGCAUGCAGACUCUCAUGGAGGAGGUCGGUGCCAGGGUGCUGACAGCGUGUGACGCGGGUCAUUUCGGGUGUCCAGUGCCCACAGAGGUCCUGGAAGCAGCAGUGAACGGCGACCCCGAGCUUUACGGGCUCCUGCAGAACUAUGAGCAUCUGAUCUGCGGGAAAAACGCCAACGGUGAGCUCUCCCUGCCAGCCCACUUCAGCCCGUAUGCUGAGGGUCAUAGUCCAGGGUCAGAGGCCAGACAUGAAACGUGUGUUCAGAUGGAGGUGCGGACGCUGGAGCAGGCCUUGCUGGCCACCUGUGCGGGAAGCAUCUCGGAGCUCAGUGACCUGGUAUCCCGCGCCAUGCGCCACAUGCAGCGUCUGCUCUCAGGGGGAUGCGUCCUCAGUCCUGGCCGUCCCAGCCACAAGCAGCAGCUCUCCUGGUCUCCUGAUGCCUUGCACACUCUCUACUAUUUCCUACGCAGUCCACAGAUGGAGUCUAUGGAGAAUCCAAACUUGGAGCCACCCAGGAUGGCCCUGAGCAAAGAAAGGCCGUUCCCUUUACUUCCCCCUCUGAUGGAGUGGAUGCGUGUUGCAAUGGUUCACGCCGAGCAUCGGCGGAGUCUGUUAGUGGACAGUGAUGAUGUGAGACAGACAGCCAGGCUGCUCCUACCCGGUCUGGACUGUGAACCCAGACAACUUAAGCCAGAGUGCUGUUUCAACUCCUUUAAGCGUUUGGACUCGAAGUCCGCAUUAGAUAAGUUCAACCUGGACCUGGGUUUCCGCAUGCUCAACUGCGGACGCACGGAUCUGAUUGGUCAGGCCAUCCAGCUGCUAGGUCCUGAUGGAGUAGACACUAUGGACGAUCAGGGCAUGACUCCUCUGAUGUAUGCCUGCUCAGCAGGAGAUGAAGCUCUGGUCCACAUGCUCAUUCACGCAGGCGCUAAUCUGGAUAUAGGGGUACCAAGCUGCUCAUCCAAACACCCAUCUGUUCACCCUGACAGUCGCCACUGGGUGGCACUAACCUUUGCUGUGCUGUAUGGAAAUUUAUCAGUGGUACAGCUGCUGUUGGAUAUGGGGGCCGACGUGGAGGGCCGUGAUCACAAGAGUGGGCACCAGUGCUCAGCAGAGACACCACUCCAGCUGGCAUCUGCUGCAGGAAACUAUGAGAUGGUCAGCCUGCUCUUGUCCCGUGGUGCAGACCCCAUGUUUCGAGUGCACAGCGGGAGUUCUCUGACAUCACUGUAUGAGGAUAUGAACUGCUUCAGUCAAGCUGCAGCACAUGGACACAGGAACGUGCUGAGGAAGCUACUGAGCCAGCCCAGGCGGUUGCAGGAGGAUGUGCUUUCUCUGGAGGAGAUUCUGGCUGAAGGUGUGGAACAGGUACAGAGGCCAGAGCGUCACUCUGUAUCCAGUCCCAGUGUGGGGAUAGUUCCACCGCUGACCAAGGCCCGAAUCCGAGCCCUGCAGGAGGCCAGCCUUCACAGCGCAGAGCACGGCUACCUGGAUGUCACCAUGGAGCUUCGAGCACUGGGUGUACCAUGGAGGUUACACAUGUGGCUGGAGUCUCUGCACACAGCACAGCUUCAGUCCAGAACUGAGUUAACUCUCUCCCUCCUGAACGACUUCAGCUCUCUGUGGGAGGAGAAACACUGCGAGGAUCUGAUCUCUGAUGGCCUUCCACUGCUCUUCUCCAUCAUCACAACCACCAAGAAUAAAGAGAUCCGUGAGAAGCUGGGAUCUGUGUUUAGUCACUGCUUUGGCUCUGCUCCUCUGCCUCCUAUUCCAGACCUGAGGAACACAUCAGCAGCUCAGCUAGACAUCCAUUUCCUGAAUAACUCCGAGAUGUCAGAUGUGACGUUCCUGGUGGAAGGCAGGCCAUUCUACGCACACAGAGUGCUCCUCAUGUCUGCAUCACAGAGGUUCAAAGAUUUGCUCAGCUUUAAUGAAUCAAAUGGCACAGAUCAUAUUGUCGAGAUCACGGACCUCAAGCACAGCACUUUUCAGAUGCUGAUGUCUCACCUGUAUGGUGGAGGAGCAGAGAACUCGGAUGCAGCCAUCUCUGAUAUGUUAGAGCUCCUGCCAGUGGCUGACUCCUUCCAGCUCGGGGCUCUGAAGAGGGUGUGUGAGAUACACAGCGCUGAGCGGAUGACCGUCCAAAAUGCCGUGUCCAUCUACCAUGCAGCUGUGGCAAGUGAUGCGAUGGAGCUGGCUGCCUUCUGCCAAAGCUUCUUCCUGCAGAAUAUGCCCGUCAUGCUGCAGAGACGAGACUUUGAAGAGCUGCUGCUGGGACCCAGGUGCAGAGAAACUCUGGAGGACCUGCAGGAAGCCCUUAUCUUCAGACUUCGCUCUCUGUGCCGCUCAGGAACAGGGUGAAGGGAAUGGGAUAAUCCGAGAGUCGGGUCUGGAACGUUGGACAGAUAGGCAGUGUCUUCUUUCAGCUCACUUCUCCAUGCUGUUGGAGCUGAAUCUAUCAACUGUCUAGAGGUGAAUUUUGGACAUUAAACUCAUUUAUGCAAUUUAAUACUUUCCUAUAAAAUGGCACACAUACAGUAUCCAUACAGCAAGAAAGCAGAUGCCAUACAAUAGUGCCCUCUAGUGGAUAAAAUGUGAAUCAAAUACUUGUGUUUAAGAUGCAGGGUGGCCCAAAAGUCCGAAACCAAUGAGAGAAAGACUACAUAUACUUAAUUUUGUAUUUAUUAUUAUUAUUACUAACAACAUAUACUCUACAUGUGCACCCUUACACUCAGAUUCCCAUUGGUUCCUGACUUUUCAGACACCCUGUAGUAUAACCUGUACAUACUUUUCUAUACAUAGCGUUUUAUAGUGUAAAUAUAUGUAUUGUGUGUAUUACACAAGUGGCAUGCUGGUACUUUUUAACCAUUUGUAAAGACUAAUUUAUUGUAUAUAUAAUAGUUUGUACUCAUGCUU